This is a messenger RNA of Cygnus atratus (black swan), 3040 nucleotides long. RefSeq names its product mitogen-activated protein kinase 8 interacting protein 1 (gene MAPK8IP1). The record is from RefSeq and is a predicted model, not a curated record. Lineage: Eukaryota; Metazoa; Chordata; Aves; Anseriformes; Anatidae. Gene Ontology annotation, molecular function: protein binding. Gene Ontology annotation, biological process: regulation of JNK cascade. The coding region runs from base 1 to 2082 and encodes 693 amino acids. The transcript has 13 exons. Gene Ontology annotation, cellular component: cytoplasm.
AUGCAGCUGCCCCUGAGCAUGGAGUCGAGCGCCGAAGAGAGCUGGCUGGAAGACCAGUGGGAGAAAUGGCUCACCCACGACAUCAGCCUCGAGGAGUUUGAGGAUGAAGACCUCUCCGAGAUCACCGAUGAGUGUGGCAUCAGCCUGCACUGCAAGGAGAGCCUGGCCGCCCGGCCUUGCCGGGCGGGCGGUGCGGCGCGGGCGGCGGGCGGCGGGGAGGGCAGCCGGCUGCAGGCCGAGAUGCUGCAGCUCGACCUCAUCGACGCCACCGGGGAUGCGCCGGCCGAGGAGCAGACGGAGCCCCAGCCGCUGCAGAAAGCCCCCCAGCCCGCCAGCACCGAGAGCUACCGGCCCAAGCGACCCACCACGCUCAACCUCUUCCCGCAGGUGCCUCGCAGCCAGGACACCCUGAAUAACAACUCCCUGGGGAAAAAGCACAGUUGGCAGGAGCGGGUGUCCCGGUCGUCGUCCCCUCUGAAAACGGGUGAGCAGACCCCUCCCCACGACCACGUUUGCCUGAGUGAUGAGGUCAAUCACCAAAACAGCACAACCUCCACCAAAGACCGGGGCACGUCCACGGAGAGCCCGUGCCGGCGCACAGCAGCCACCCAGAUGGCGCCCGCCUGCGUCGCCUCGUCCCGGCCCCCCGAGAAGCACCAGGCCACCAGCAGGCCCCCGCCCCACGGAGCCAGCGUGGUGGUGGUGACGACGAGGGGCCCCGAGGCCCACCGGGACCGCAUCCGCUACCAGACGGACGUGAGGCUGGAGGCCACGGAGGAGAUCUACCUGACGCCCGUGCAGAAGAACUCAGACCCACUGGAGACCGAAAAGCCGUUCCUGUCCCAGUCCAGCGAGAACCGCAUGUCCAUCAGCUCUGACAUCGACACCUCCAGCUAUUCCGCCUUGGCAGGGAAAACCAACCCCUCCAUCAGCGAGGAGGACGAGGUGCUGGACUAUAUGUCCUCCCCUGACAAGACGAGCCUGCCCCGGGCCUCCUGUGUGGGUGGGAGCAGUGGCUACCGGCCGGGCCACAACCUUCAGAGAGCGUCGGUGAGUUCGGACACCAGCGCCCUCUCCUACGACUCGGUCAAGUACACUCUGGUGGUGGAUGAGAACGUGCAGCUGGAGCUGGUCAGCCUCAAGCAGUGCUACUCGGGCUACAGCGACGAGAGCGACUCAGCCACCGUCUACGACAACUGUGUCUCCUCGCCCUACGAGUCGGCCAUCGGCGAGGAGUACGAGGAGGACGCGCUGAAACGCGACUCGGUCUGCCUCUCUGAGGACUCGACGCCCGAGGCGGACAUCCACUUCUCCAAGAAGUUCCUCAAUGUCUUCAUGAGUGGCCGGACACGCUCCUCCAGUGCCGAGUCCUUCGGGUUGUUCUCCUGCAUGAUCAACGGCGAGGAGCAGGAGCAGACCCACCGCGCUGUCUUCAGGUUCGUGCCUCGCCACGCGGACGAGCUGGAGCUGGAGGUGGACGACCCCUUGCUGGUGGAGGUGCAGGCGGAGGAUUACUGGUACGAGGCCUACAACAUGCGGACAGGUGACCGGGGCAUUUUUCCUGCCUACUACGCUAUUGAAGUCACCAAGGACCCAGACCACAUAACAGCUCUGGCCAAGAACAGUGACUGGAUGGACCAGUUUCGGGUGAAGUUCCUCGGCUCGGUGCAGGUUCCCUAUCACAAGGGCAACGACGUGCUGUGCGCAGCCAUGCAGAAGAUUGCCACCACGCGCCGCCUUACCGUGCACUUUAACCCACCCUCCAGCUGUGUCCUGGAGAUCAGCGUGCGUGGGGUCAAGAUUGCUGUGAAAUCUGAUGACUCCAAGGAGCACAGCAAGGUAAACAAGUGUAGCCAUUUUUUCCAGCUGAAGAACAUUUCCUUUUGUGGAUACCAUCCAAAGAACAACAAAUAUUUUGGGUUCAUCACCAAGCACCCUGCUGACCACAGAUUUGCCUGCCAUGUCUUCGUCUCGGAGGAGUCCACAAAGCCGCUCGCGGAGUCCGUAGGGAGGGCUUUUCAGCAAUUCUACAAGGAGUAUGUGGAGUACACGUGCCCCACAGAGGACAUCUACCUGGAGUAGGGGCUGGCACGGGCGCCUGCUGCACAGCCAAGGCUCGCCCCUUCCCCAUCGUGCAUGGACAAGAGCUGCUUUGAGACCAGAGGAGGAGCGGGCCCAGGGAACGGCUCCCCGGGGCACCGAGCUGCCUCCUUUCGUGGCUCCCCUUCCUCGGGCUGGGGCUGGGGGGACGGGAGGGGGGAGGGCUGGACAAAUCGUGUUUAUUGUACAAAAUAUUUAGUUUAUUCUAUUGGAGAAGUGCCCACGGGGUGCCCUGCCUGUGAGUGCUGGAGGGGCGGGCAGCAGCCUGCUCCAGCCCUUCCCUGCUGCAGGCUGGGGUGCCAGCAUCUCCUCCCUGUGACCGUGGCCCAGCUUCCCGUCACACCCCUCGGGGGGUGACUUUUAACGCAGUGGCAGAGUCGGACUCCUGCAGGAUGAAGACACAGCAGCUACAGCCAACAAGAACCACGUGAGAGCUCCUGCCUGGGGAGGGGACAUCGCUUCCCUGCCAGGCUCUGGGGACAAGGCUGCUGGGCGGGGAGGACAGAGCCCAGUGGCUCUGCUUUGAGUGCCAGCGAAAGGAUGAGCUGAGACAGCUCACCCCUGCCUCUGCCCCCUUUCCUCCUCUCUUAUAUCCAUACCCUGGUGAGAAAGACCCCCCCCGUACCUCUGCAGUGACCACACCGUGGGGAAGGAAGCGUUUCUCUGCCCCUGUCCCCUCUCCCCUCCAGCCGCAGGUGGCAGGGGCAGGGCUGAGCCACCCCACCAUGGUGGGUCUCAGCCCCGUGCAGACCAGGGUGCCUGCCAGAAGCGGAGCAGGGAAGGGCUAAAGCCUGCAGGGAGCCACACACAUCUCCAGGGAGGUUAAAAACAACAAUAACAACAACAAAAACCUUUCCUGGUCCCUGCACCCAGCGGUCUCCGUGCUUCAGCUGGAUCUGCUGUGAUGGCAACAACUAUUAAAUAUGAUGGUUCAUGGAGC